Molecule: messenger RNA, 1718 nt
Organism: Equus quagga
Lineage: Eukaryota; Metazoa; Chordata; Mammalia; Perissodactyla; Equidae
Gene: TMUB1
Product: transmembrane and ubiquitin like domain containing 1
Exons: 3
Coding region: 472-1254 (260 amino acids)
Molecular function (GO): protein binding
Source: RefSeq, a predicted model, not a curated record
GCUCGCCCCGCCCCGGGAUCGCCCGUGCCUUCCCGCGGCUUUGCAGGGAGGGAAGAUGGGUGGGGUGAUGGAGGAGUUGGGGGUGGGGAGGGCGAAGUCUCGGAUUCCCGGGCAGGAUCUGGGGUCUGGCAGCUGCCUGGGUUUGGAGAGGCUUCCAGGGGAAGCGCGGAGUCGGGCCGCCGCGGGUUGGGGCUUGAGUGGACCAGGAAGGGCCGAGUUGUGUUGGGUGUAGCAGCCCUUGGAGGCUCCAGACUGCCAAAGGGCAGAGUUUGACUUUUGGUGUCGGCAAGCCUUGGGAAGCAAUCCCGUGCCACGGUUGGGAUUUGGGUACAUGGUAACAGGGCAGGGAUGAGGGGUAGGGCGUGUGUGUGUGUGUGUGUGUGUGUGGCAUAGAGGCCCUUUUUCUUUCCCCUUGGAGAAACUUUAGCAACAGAAUAGAUAAGCAUUGGGGUAAACUUUGGGAUGAAGUAGAUGGAAGAAGAGCUCGGUAGCGCAGCAGGCAAGGCAGGUGCCAUGGCCCUGAUUGAAGGGGUGGGUGAUGAGGUGACCAUCCUUUUCGCGGUGCUUGCCUGCCUUCUGGUGCUGGCUCUCGCCUGGGUCUCAACACACACCGCCGAGGGCACCAACUCACUGCCCCAGACGUCAGGGACCCCAACACCAGCACAGCCCAGUGAAGCUAUGGCAGUCACCGACAGCAUCAGAGGGGAGGCCCCAGGAACCGAGACCCCCAGCUUGAGACACAGAGGUCAGGCUGCACAGCCAGAGCCUGGCACACAGCUCCCAGCAACGCCGCCACCCCCGGACUCCCCCCAGGAGCCCCUAGUUCUACGGCUGAAAUUCCUCAACGAUUCAGAGCAGGUGGCCAGAGUCUGGCCUCAUGACACCAUUGGCUCCCUGAAAAGGACCCAGUUUCCGGGCCGGGAGCAGCAGGUGCGACUCAUCUACCAAGGGCAACUGCUAGGAGACGAUACCCAGACUCUGGGCAGCCUUCACCUCCCUCCCAACUGCGUUCUCCAUUGCCACGUGUCCACGCGGGUCGGUCCCCCACACCCUCCCUGCCCACCGGGGUCAGAGCCAGGCCCCUCCGGGCUGGAAAUAGGCAGCCUGCUGCUGCCCCUGCUGCUUCUGCUUCUGCUGCUGCUCUGGUACUGCCAGAUCCAGUACCGGCCCUUCUUUCCCCUGACCGCCACUCUGGGUCUGGCCGGCUUCACCCUGCUCCUCAGUCUCCUGGCCUUUGCCAUGUACCGUCCGUAGUGCCUCCACGGGCUCUUGGCAGUGUCACUGGCCGCUCUGGACCUUGCUCCCCACGACACGGUGGGAGCUGCUGUCUGCCCAGGCCCGCCUCUCCGGCCUGCCUCUUCCCACUACCUUGGAGCCCAGCCGUGCGCCGCAGAGCCCUCCGGGGUUCGGCAGAGGCCCCUCCCUGUGACGUCCAUGGCUCUGGGCCACCUCCCGGGCCUGCUGGCCCUCAGCCGCCACUGACAGUUGGCUCCUCUGGGUCAGGCAGCUGCUGUCGCUGCCUUGGUCCUGGGCAGAGCCGGGCCACGCCCCUGGGCCCGUCUUAGUGUUCUGCCUGAGCACCCAGCCACCUCUAGUCCCUAAUAGCUCUUUGGGCUGGUUUAGGGACCCAAGGACCCUGGGGGACUGGUGAAGGGGAGCUGGGCGGGACAGAGGGGUUCUUUGGAACAGGCCCAGAUUAAAUAACUGUGAAGUUUUCA